AUGUUACUUAUUCCCCCAGAUCCCCAGAUCACUAGCCGUAGGUUUAGUCCACCGCUCCAUGGUAAGACCAGAGAUGGGACAGUGGGAGUGACAGCUCAGCAUGAGGACAGUGGCCCCCAGAGUACAGGGGACAUUCCUGCUGAGUUCAGGCCCACCGACAGCCCCAACUUUCUGGUGUCAAGCCUCCCCGCACACUGGCGUUGCAACAAGACUCUGCCACGUGCCUUCACGGUGGUUGCCCUGGGUGAUGUAAGUGACGGUGUUCUAGUCACAGUGAUGGCAGGGAAUGAUGAGAACUGUUCAGCUGAGCUACGGAACGCCACCACACUGAUGACAUCACACACAGCACGCUUCAAUGACCUCCGCUUUGUAGGACGCAGUGGGAGAGGUAAAAGCUUUAAUCUGACCAUAACCGUGUUCACCAGUCCUCCCCAGGUGGCCACGUACCACAGAGCUAUCAAAGUUACUGUAGAUGGACCUAGAGAGCCACGCCGUCACAGGCAGAAGCUAGAGGUGGGUCCAAAAACAGGGCUUUUCAGGGUUGCCAUGCCGAUGCAGAGUCUCCGCCCCCUCAACAACAUCACCAACCCUCCAACAAGAGCCUUCCCUCUCUCAGACUCUAGGCCCCUUUCCUCACCCCCCUGGACCAAUGAUCAAUCUUACCCCUUCUCAUCCUCAAGAACCACUGGCCUCUCAGGUGUGUGUGAGCUGGCUGCUGGGUUUGAUCGCCCGUUUCCCCCCCUCUCCUCAUUCUCGUCCACUCCCAGAAUGCACUUCUCGUCCUUCCCUUACUCCGUCACCCCCUCCACCCCCAUACCUCCCCCACCUUUCCCCACGCUCACCCCCAUUCCCACAGUGGACUCUUCCAGCCCAGCAGCAGCCCCAUCCUCUACUAUGGAGCCUCUGCUGGGACCAACCACUACAUCUCACUGCCAGAGGGGGACAGGACAAACCACUUUACCUCUGGGCCGGGAGGAGACCAGGCCCCCACUGCCGCGCUGGCCAAUCAAACAGAGGUCAUAA
Messenger RNA from Oncorhynchus tshawytscha (Chinook salmon), 1023 nucleotides. Its product is annotated as runt-related transcription factor 1-like. Gene Ontology annotation, molecular function: RNA polymerase II cis-regulatory region sequence-specific DNA binding; DNA-binding transcription factor activity, RNA polymerase II-specific; ATP binding. Gene Ontology annotation, biological process: regulation of DNA-templated transcription. The record is from RefSeq and is a predicted model, not a curated record. NCBI's taxonomy places the organism in Eukaryota, Metazoa, Chordata, Actinopteri, Salmoniformes, Salmonidae. The transcript is spliced from 7 exons. Gene Ontology annotation, cellular component: nucleus. The coding region runs from base 1 to 1023 and encodes 340 amino acids.